GCAGUGGGGGCGCGGCGGUCAGGAAGGGCCGCGCAGGCGCAGUGAGGGCGCGGCGGUGACUGCGGCAGACGGGUCGGUGGGGAACAUGGCGAGCGGCGAGGGCGACAAUAAAAGCGCCAACCUGUUGGCUGCAGAAACUGCCCGGCUUGAAGAACACUUGGAGGGUUGGGGAGAAGUCAUGCUUGCUGCUGAUCGUGUGUUACGCUGGGAGAAGCCCUGGUUUCCUGCUGUAAUGAUACUUGCUGUGUCAAUUGUGUUUUUACUGAUCUACUGGCUGGAUCCUUCUGUGCUGACUGGUAUUUCGUGUGCUAUUAUGAUGAUCUGUUUGGCAGAUUACCUUGUUCCAACCAUUGCUUUUAGAAUGUUUGGUUCCAAUAAAUGGACUGCGGAGCAGCAACAGCGAUUCCAUGAAAUCUGCAGUAACCUCGUUAAGACCCAGCGUAGGAUUGUGGGCUGGUGGCGGCGCCUUUUUGCUCUCAAAGAGGAAAAACCAAAAAUGUAUUUCAUGACUGUGGUUAGCGUUCUCUCUGUGGUGGCUUGGAUUGGACAACAGGUUCAUAACCUUUUUCUCACCUACUUGAUUGUGAGUUUCAUACUAUUGCUGCCUGGUCUGAAUCGGCACCGACUAAUCACAAAAUAUGUGGGAAUGGCCAAGCGAGAAAUUAAUAAGCUACUGAAGCAAAAGGAGAAGAAAAAUGAAUAAUGAAGAGUGGAAUUGUUGCAGUUAAAUGUGAUUUAACUACUGGUGGCCAUUGGAGCUUGCAUUCUUUUUAAAUCAAAGUAUUAAGCUCUGAGUAUGUGCUCUGCUAUGAUGUCUGGCUGGGAGGGGUAAGAGAGAGCAAUGUGUGUCUGUGGUAAAUGAGCAUGAUAUAAAUUAGGUUUGCUUCUCAUCGUUCAAGUAAGUUAAUUUUUCAAAUCAAGAAUUGCUAUUUAGUUUCAGAAAUCUGUCCUUCAUUGAUAUGUUGUGUUUUUGUAGGGUUUUUUUUUAAACAAUGAUUGCACUGGAAGUUUAAUUAUAAACUGUUGUGUGGAGCCAUUGAAUAGUUUCAGUACAAUGGUCUGCGUUACUGAUUCUUUAGUGCUUGCAUGUAAAUGAAAACUAGUUGCCAGCAUAAAAUAUAUCCAUAUGACCACUUUAAUUCUGUUUUAAUUUGCAUGUAAAUAGGAUUGUCAUUCACUCUGUAUAAAUGUUUUGUGUAUAUUUGUGGCAAAAGUAGAUUUAGUCAUUUUAAAAUUGUAAACUCUUGAAGCUUCGCACUAAAUAAAACCCUGACCAGGUUAUUUACAUUUGAAUUAAAUACUACUUAUUUAA
Messenger RNA from Leucoraja erinaceus (little skate), 1312 nucleotides. It is a transcript of the gene arl6ip1, whose product is annotated as ADP-ribosylation factor-like 6 interacting protein 1. Lineage: Eukaryota; Metazoa; Chordata; Chondrichthyes; Rajiformes; Rajidae. The record is from RefSeq and is a predicted model, not a curated record. The coding region runs from base 86 to 703 and encodes 205 amino acids. The transcript has 6 exons.